UGUGUAAUUUCGUUCAUAUACUUGAGUGCGACGCACAUUACUUUGAUGGGUAGAACGGCAUCAAUAAGACUUCCGAAAAAUCCCGAGACGUUUCCGGAAUGACCCGAUCCAGGGAUAACCGAGGCAGAGCGCAGAGACGGGCGCCGCUAUUUCCAAUUCACCACCGCGGAGGAACCCAUUUCAUUUUGUUCAUUUUUCGUUAGCAUUCUUAAUUCAGCGAUGGCACCGGGAUACUGACGGUCAUGGCGAAUUCCCGAGCAAGGAAUCGGGUUGACUGCCAUGUGUGAUCCAUCUCUUUUUGCGCCUUGCAUCACAGACCGUACCGGGCUUAUGCAUUUUAAAUAUAUAGGACGCUUGCAUGUACUGUGUACAUGUCUACGCAUAGAAUGACUACAGUGUGAGAGGACGAGGUUGAUGCCAAUGGAUAUACCAAGCGAUGAUGCCCGAGAAAUCGGAUUUAUUAUCGUCGAAGAUAAGAUGUGUAUCGAUGUGGCGUGGGAGAAAAUGUCUUUGGCUUCAGUCGAGAUUUCAGCAAGAAAAUGAAGACAGGGAAGAAGCGUCUUGUCGUGUAGUCCAGUAGCGGAUGCCAAUCGUUAUUUACAAAUAUACAUUUGUGCACAAGAUAAUGAUAUUGACGCUGCGCCUCAGGAUUAAACAAUACAACGAAACAACAUAAAAUAGAGAAUAGUAAUUCUGCUGUUGAACUGCAUUUGAUUUCGUCACAGUGUGAUGGGAAUACACUGCUAAGGCUUGGCCUAGCUUUAUGGAAAACCCGAAGACAUGACAUGCACACGAAAAAAGAGGAAACGAUAUUUUUUGUUUUUUAAAACCUGUAUUUAUGUAAUAUACCAGCUCUUGCAUAAUAAGGUUUAAACCUUGCGACAAAAGACAUUGAAACAGGUCUUGUUUCUUUUUUCUAGACGUGACCAUUCCUUGUAUUAAUUAAUUCAUUGUUUUUUCAUUCUGUUGUUUGUAAAGGACGUCGAGAUUCAUAUUGGAUUACAAUUUGGAUUCUUGAACGAUUGCUUUGACCGGUUACGUCGGUUUAAAAAACAUUACCACAUAUUUUUGUCUGUGUUUAUAUUUUGUUUUUAUUAUUUAUUUUUUAUAAUUGCAACAAGCUCCCAUUAAGGCCUACCAUCGACACGAGAUUCAUUGUCUGGAGGAAGACCGAGAACUAUAGGAGUAAAGGCCAAUUGAGGAGGCAACUUUGAAGGGGAGUUCCAAAGAGUACCGUGCAAAAUGGGGCAAUGCAAAUCAAGCGUCUCUCAUUCCAUCUGAGACAACGACGACAGGCAACCACGAGGACGGACGACAGCUCAGUCGGAGGAGGCGGAGGUGGAGGUGGGAGUGGAGGAAGCGAGGGUAAAGUUGGUUUCGGAGGAGAAGGAGGAGUCGUGCGAUCAGAGCAGCAAAAGGGAUGGCCAACGGAAACGCAAGCAGUGAUGGGCCUGGGAACCCAUUGGCAUCCGUAGUGUCUACUACCGGUGGCAUGAUGGGUGGAUCACCUUCCUCGGCUGUUUCCACCUAUGUUAAACUUGUCCUUUUGGGAUUGAUCAUCUGUGUCAGCCUGGUGGGGAACUUAGUGGUGUCUCUGCUGGUGUUAAGGGACCGAGCCCUUCACAAGGCACCUUACUAUUUUCUUCUGGACCUCUGCCUUGCUGACACCAUUCGCUCAGCGGUCUGUUUCCCCUUCGUACUGGUGUCAAUCAAAAACGGCUCAGCCUGGACUUAUAGCGUGCUCAGCUGCAAGGUGGUGGCCUUCAUGGCUGUACUUUUUUGCUUCCAUGCUGCCUUCAUGCUGUUCUGCAUUAGCGUCACGCGUUACAUGGCCAUCGCCCACCAUCGCUUCUACUCUAAGCGAAUGACCUUUUGGACCUGUGUCGCAGUCGUUUGUAUGGUCUGGACAUUGUCAGUGGCCAUGGCCUUCCCGCCCGUUUUUGACGUAGGCACCUACAAGUUUAUCCGUGAGGAGGACCAAUGCAUCUUUGAACAUCGCUACUUCAAGGCCAAUGAUACGUUAGGGUUCAUGUUGAUGCUGGCCGUGCUAAUCCUGGCCACUCACGUGGUCUACAUGAAGCUCCUGCUGUUCGAAUACAAGCACCGAAAGAUGAAGCCAGUCCAGAUGGUUCCAGCCAUCAGCCAAAACUGGACCUUUCACGGGCCCGGAGCCACGGGCCAGGCAGCCGCAAACUGGAUAGCAGGGUUCGGCCGCGGUCCAAUGCCUCCCACUUUAUUGGGCAUCAGGCAGAACUUGCACAACCAGAACAGACGCCUGCUAGGCAUGGAGGAGUUUAAGGCCGAGAAGCAGCUUGGCAGGAUGUUCUAUGUCAUCACCUUGUUUUUUCUGGUGCUCUGGUCCCCGUACAUCGUGGCCUGUUACUGGCGAGUCUUUGUUAAGGCGUGUACCAUCCCACACCGGUAUCUGUCCACCACUGUGUGGAUGAGUUUCGCCCAGGCCGGCGUGAACCCCAUCAUCUGCUUUUUCCUCAACAAAGACCUGAAGAAGGGUCUGCUGGCCCACCUGCCUCCUUGUUGUAGAACUCCACCUCAACUGCCCCGUGAGCCUUACUGUGUUAUGUGAAGAUGAGUGUUCAUUCAUAUUGUCAUUUUCUUUUCCAUCCUUUCUCUUCUGGAUGACUGGCAAGAGGACAACAAGGGGGAGGGAACAGGAGGAACUUGAAGAGCUGUUGUGGCCUUUGAUACAGUUUAAGAUGCUUUAAAGGAGUGUAUGUCAUGAAAUAAGCAUCUGCUGUCACCUUAGUGAUUUUAAGGGGAAAAUGGGCUCUACACAAAUAUGUGUUACGCUAAAUCAACUCAAAAUAGGUUUGAAGAAACAUACGUUCUUCACUGGGGUGCAUUAAAGGGGUUAAGAACCAUGACAAAUCUAGCAGUUCUGAAAUAAACCAAACCGGUAUAUUUUAUGGGGAAUGUAAAGGCUAAAUCAAAUGGUAUCUUAUGAUUGAGCUAAAAAAACAUUACCAUUUGGCAAUCGUGCCACAAAAACAAAGAUUUGCAAAGGUAUUAUUCAUGACUUGUGAACAGCUGCACUCUUGGCAGCGUAAUUUGUAUUAUUUGAAGUAAUGAUUCAGAAACAUUCAAUGUGCAUGUAUUCAAUGUACCUUAUUAAGGGUAAACAAACUUGAGAUUAAACUAUGUUUAAGAAUGCGUGCCAAGAGACAACUCACUAGGCAUAGCCACUAGGAAUAGAGGAUGGAGGUUGAAAAAAAAAGACAAAUUCCUAUCAUUUAUGCUAAUUGGUCGGGCUGAAUAUUUUCUGUGGCCCCAUCAGACAGGAAUUAUGAUAAACAUUUUGUGUAAAAAAGCAACAGAGAAACAUUGAGAAUAAAAGUGUAUUUCAUCUCCAAGUUAAUUCAAAGGUAUUAUAGAGACACAGAGAGCUGACUGAUAAUAUAAAUCUAUGGGUAUAAAUGCCUGUUCAGGUUUGUAGGUGCUUUUUUUCCCUGAGAGAUUUUGCUGUAAUUUAUUGUUGAUUUAUUUAUUGUCUCUCUUUCGAAACUCUGUUUACUUGUUGAUUUUUGAUGAAAAACAUUUCAUAGCCUUGAACAAAAUAACUUUCCCUAAUAAAUUCCUGGUAUUCAAACCCAUGAAAGGGAUUUUACUGUAGGUGGGCUCUUAACACAAAGACAAAGUUGACUAGAUGUUGAGUGUUCAGGAAAGAGUAAAUAUACUGAUCAGUUAGUGAUGUAAUUUGGUUAAAUAAGACGAUUAUUUAUCCUUCCAAAUGAUUGCACAGAAAUGUUGUAGAGGAGAAGUUACUUUAGUCUUUUGCUUCUUAAAUUACUUGAAUGAAAGUUUGCUAGCAUAUUGGAUCGAAACAAAAUUGAAACAUUUUUAUUAUGUGAUGAUUUAUAUGUGUAUCCUAGAAAGUAAUCAAUUCCACUUUUAUUGAUUUUUAUGCCAUUGACAUGCAGGUUGCAGUAGAUGUAUUUCUUUGUAUUUAAAGUGUAUUACAGACUUAUACAAGAUGAAAUGUUUGCGCUGGAUUGACAUAAUGCGUGUAUAAUUUGACCUCUUGUUGACCUUUCGAAAUUCGGAAUUCUUGCAAUUAAAAAUUAUGAACGCGUUUGAGAUUAGAAAAAGUAAGAUGUUAGAGGAAUGUUUAGAUUUUUUUUAAGUAUCAUUAGGAGUUAAAUUCUGAAAUGGGUUGCUGUGUCAAAUACAUUUCCCUAAUAUUCUGCACACAACUUGAUCGGUGACAUGAUUUCUCUUGCAUAUUGUAACUUGAAUCAGAAUGCUGAAUUAAUGCAGAAAGGACAUAGAGAUUGUAAUGUUUCUGUGAAUGUUAAACGGGGGAAAACACAUAGCUUCAUCGCUCUGAAGGGUAGGCAUGGGAUUGGUUGGAAUGAUCAGACUUUUUCCCAAACCCUUCAUUUCAAGAACAAAGUGUAACAGCUGAAAUUAAUAACAACAUCUAUGAUAAACAGAAAAAGAGGAAUAAUUCUUUCUGUUGUCUGCAUUUUAUGCCUUACUCCAUUACCAAGGUUUAAUCUUACCAAUGCAAGAAUGAUUUGAAAGCUGUAUGCUUCUAUAGACACUAAUAAAUCAUAAAAAAAACAUGCUGGGGAAAACACAACACUGUGUAUUUAUGGAUUAUCGGAGGAGACGUCUCGCUCCCCUUAACAUGCCUACGAGUUGUGGCUGCAUUACAGAUGAUUUGCAAAUUGUGGGCACGCUGGAGUAAAUACAAUUCUGCUCAGUUCUCUAAAGAGACUUGAAUUUAACAGAAGAAAAAAACACAGAACACAGAAAGACUAAAUUAAAUUGAUUUUCCAUGGAAGUAAAAGGAACUUCUAGGAUUCUUAAGGAUUUCUUCAAGACUUUUUUCUUCUUCGUCGUCGGGAUGGGGGCAGUAUAUGAAUGAAGGUUUGGGUUAUUGUGUAUUCACCUGUGAAUAGGAAAUUGCUUGGAUUAGUGUUGGGGUUGGGUGAAAAGGAUGUGAUUUUGUAAUAAGCAAAAAUGCCUGGUAGAACAUUUUUAGUUGCUUCAGGCAUCUUAUCUUUUGUAAAAUAACUGUGAACCUCUAUGUAAUUUCAUGUGUAUUAUAUGGACAACGCACUAACUUCAAAUGGGGGUGAGUGAAGGGCGGGGUUACUACCCUUGAUCCUCAUCUUUUUCCACGCAUGUGUGUGUGAGUGUUUAUGCGGCGUAUGAGUGUGUGGGUGAAACUGCUCAUUAAGAGCAAGCAAAGGUAAAAGGCUUGAUAGGAAACACACCUGCAGUUGAUCAACUAAAAAUGUAACUUUUAGUUUAACAUGGAUUAGGAGUUUGCUAUGGAUCAAAAUCUUCAUUGGUCAUAACCAAGAAAAUUGUUGCUCCAAACAGUUGCUAAGUGUGAAUAUGACGUCGCAAUUUGUGAAGUUUGGAGCAUUUUAAUGAAAAACUGAUCAUUCUUAUGGAACUGUUAUCAUAGAACACAUUUAGUUCCAAGUAUUAUUUCCCUUUUUAGACUACUUAUUGUGUCUGACCGCAUCACAACUUCCCAUUUAAUCUCAAAUAAUUGGCAAAUUAAAGUAUAUGAUUUAUGAACCCAAAUGACAACAUGAUUUCAUCGUCUCAGCUCAUAACUCUAUAAAUGAAUUUAUCUUCUAACAGAGAGAUGACAAGCCACAGUUACUCAUACAGCUAUUACAAGCGCAAUAGACAGCAUAUAUCCAUCAAAUAUACAUGGGAUUACAUUUUAGUUGAGCAACUCAGGAGUUGUUUCAUUGUGAAUGCAUGAUGAAUGAAGGUGGGAAAAAGGAAAACUGAAAAGAAAAUGUGAGUCAGCUUUCAGAUUCAGAAAUCUUGAUCUGUAAAUCAACAGAUUUUUUUCCAACAUGACAAUAAAAGUUUACUUUUGUUGCA
Triplophysa rosa is the source of this 5868-nucleotide messenger RNA. It is a transcript of the gene gpr173, whose product is annotated as G protein-coupled receptor 173. The record is from RefSeq and is a predicted model, not a curated record. Gene Ontology annotation, biological process: G protein-coupled receptor signaling pathway. NCBI's taxonomy places the organism in Eukaryota, Metazoa, Chordata, Actinopteri, Cypriniformes, Nemacheilidae. The transcript is spliced from 2 exons. Gene Ontology annotation, molecular function: G protein-coupled receptor activity. The coding region runs from base 1421 to 2584 and encodes 387 amino acids. Gene Ontology annotation, cellular component: plasma membrane.